AUGAAUCCUGAAAAGACUUUCCAUAUGCGAAUAGUCAGUAGAAGUGACAAAGAUGGUAGGACGUAUAAUAUACCAACAGCUUCUGAGGUUGCUGCUUUGAUUCCUGGAGAUUUUAAUUUAGGAAUGGAUAAGCGCGAUAUUGUUCUACAGCACAAGUCUGGACGACUUACAAAGAUUGAUGAGAUUCAUAUAUCCUAUCUAGCCCUUCAAUAUCCUCUGUUAUUUGUGUAUGGGGAGGAUGGUUUCAGGGUCGGAAUUAAGAAGGGUGUGACAGAGGCUUCAAAGAAACUGAAAAAGGAUACUAUUAGUAUGAGGCAGUUUUUUGCUUUCCGGAUUCAAGAGCGAGAAAAUGAGUCACAUGCUCUGCUUUACUCAAGAAGGUUAUUUCAACAAUUCAUAGUGGAUGCCUAUACGACAAUAGAAUCUAACAGAUUGAGGUAUUUGAAGCUUAAUCAGACUAGCUUGCGUUCAGAUAGUUAUGACUCUAUCAAGGAGUCUGAAAAUGCCGGCAACAUAUGUAUGAAUGAACAAGGUCAGGAAUUUAUUCUACUAGCUACCUUCACAGGGAGUCCGAGAUACAUGAAGAAUAUGUACUUAGACGCUAUGGCCAUUUGUAGAAAUUUUGGUUUUCCAAACCUUUUCAUCACAUUCACAUGCAAUCCAAAGUGGCAUGAGCUUACAACAUUUAUUCAAAAAAGAGGCUUGAAAUCAGAUGACAGACCAGAUAUUAUUUGUCGGAUGUUUAAGAUGAAACUCGAUUGUUUGAUGCAUGAUCUAACAAAGAAGAAUAUUCUAGGAAAGACAGCUUCGUCUAUGUAUACAGUUGAGUUUCAAAAAAGAAGUUUGCCACAUGCUCACAUUCUGCUUUUUAUGCAACCGUGCUCCAAAUUUCAUAAAACCGAAGACAUAGAUAAGAUUAUAUCAGCAGAGAUCCCAGAUAAGGCAUCUGAUCCAGCUCUUUACAAUGUUGUGAAAGAUAUGAUGAUUCAUGGUUCGUGUGGAGCUGCUAAUAUGAAUUUACCAUGUAUGGAAAAUGGGAGGUGUGAGAAAAAUUUUCCAAAACAAUUUGCUGAGAAUACUACAGUGAAGAAAGAUGGAUUCCCAGUUUAUAGAAGACGUGAUCUAUCUAACCGUUAUGUUGAGAAGAAUGGUUUGAAAUGUGAUAACAGAUGGGUCAUCCCUUACAACAAGAAACUCUCUCUUCGUUAUCGAGCUCACAUUAAUGUAGAGUGGUGCAACCAGACUGGUUCUAUUAAGUAUUUGUUUAAUUACAUUAAUAAAGGAGCGGACCGUGUGACUGUAAUUGUCGAACCACCAGGGCCACAAGGGGAUCAAACAACAGCAACGACUCAUCCAUCCUCAAAGUCAGCUGCAUUGAACUCAACAAUUGGGAGUGAUGGAGACGUUUUGAAACAGAAUGUGGAGCCUAGAAAGAAUUAA
Molecule: messenger RNA, 1440 nt
Organism: Brassica napus (rape)
Lineage: Eukaryota; Viridiplantae; Streptophyta; Magnoliopsida; Brassicales; Brassicaceae
Exons: 2
Coding region: 1-1440 (479 amino acids)
Source: RefSeq, a predicted model, not a curated record